AUGCAUGGCGAUCGCUUCCGCAAGACCAUCUGCCCGAACGUCGUUCCUUCCCCCUUCAUCGCCUGCGGAGAGGACAUCUGGCAGGCCGAGCCCCUCGAGGUGAAUGGGGGAAAGGUGGAGGAGGUGAUGAAAAGUUCGCGGCGAGGAGAGGUCGACGCCGCCUUCCGCAAGAAGGCCCUCGAGCUCCUCGACAACACGGGUCGAUUCCGCAUAUGGCGUACACGGGACCCCUCGAUCGUCCCACUGAGCACUGUGCGGGUUUGA
Molecule: messenger RNA, 264 nt
Organism: Emiliania huxleyi CCMP1516
Lineage: Eukaryota; Haptophyta; Isochrysidales; Noelaerhabdaceae
Exons: 2
Coding region: 1-264 (87 amino acids)
Source: RefSeq, a predicted model, not a curated record